Molecule: messenger RNA, 1669 nt
Organism: Condylura cristata (star-nosed mole)
Lineage: Eukaryota; Metazoa; Chordata; Mammalia; Eulipotyphla; Talpidae
Gene: ZNF274
Product: zinc finger protein 274
Exons: 10
Coding region: 1-1470 (489 amino acids)
Biological process (GO): regulation of DNA-templated transcription
Source: RefSeq, a predicted model, not a curated record
AUGGAACCGGAGCUGCAGAGGCCACAGCUCCACAGGGCUGCACUUCGGCCACCAGAGGCAGAAAAUGUCUGUUUCACCACCCGGUGUCCAUCUAACUGGGCGCAGAAAGGGCAGCGGCCCAGCACAGAACGGCCAGGUGCCAGCGGCCGCCACGCUUCCCUUCCCUUCGCGGGUCGCGAGCUGCCGCCUCGGGGUCGCGAGCGUGCCUGUCUCCCAGCCCCCCCUCCGAGGCCAGCCGCGGCGACGCUCGGUGUGGCCGUGAAGACAAUGUCACCUGCCCUGGUCAGCGCCCGCUGCUGUGCCCCGGGGCGCACCCGGCCCCCAAGGUCUGAGCAGGCUGGGGCCUGUGGGCACAGCCUAAGGCACUUCGACCGGCCCCUGACCACGGGCUGGCCUGGGUUUCAGGAGCCGGUGAUCUUCGACGACGUGACCUUGGGCUUCUCCCCGGAGGAGUGGGGCCUGCUGGACCUGGAGAAGCGGUCCCUGUACCGGGAGGUGAUGCUGGAGAACUACAGGAACCUGGUGGCCGUGGAGCAUCAGCUUUCCAAGCCGGACGUGGUGUCUCAGUUGGAGGAGGCAGAAGAGCUGUGGUCCAUGGAGCGAGGAGCCCAAGACACCUUUGCAGCAGGUCACAGGACGCCAUGCAGCAUCCUGCUGCUGGCGGGAUCUGGCUGUGACCGGCCCUGCCCCAGCCUGGGCUCUCCCGGCUGCCCCAGGAGACUGGACCCCCCCGGAGGCCCCGGCCACACAGGCACGUUGCGUCUGCGCAGCGGCCGCCGGCCCCCUGUCCGGCCUCCUGACCGGCCUCCUGACGUCCCUCCCGUCUCGGUGCCCUCGCGGACGCAGGGCACACAGCUGCGGCUGGGCCCUCGCCCGCCACCCAGGCUGCAGCUCGGCGUGUUCGAAGGUCGUGACCUGGCGGCCGGCCGGCUCCCCCCUCCAGCCCUUCGCAUCGUUUCUGAACGGGCCGGCGACACUGUGCUGUCUCAGGCGCGCUCCAAGGAGCAGAUGCUGGAGCUGCUGGUGCUGGAGCAGUUCCUGGGCGCGCUGCCCGCCCAGCUGCGCCUGUGGGUGCAGUCGCAGCACCCCGAGGACUGCCAGCGGGCGGCCGCGCUGGUGGAGGACAUGGCGGGGAUCGCCCGCGAGGACGCGUCGCCCACCCAGGCCCCCGCCUGCGCGCCUGAGGCGCCCGUGCAGCAGGGCAAGGAGGAGGCCCAGGAGCACCCGCUGGCGAAGGCGGCGCCCGAGGAGCCCGUGACCUUCCUGGAUGUGGCCGUGGGCUUCAGCAGGGACGAGUGGGGCUUGCUGGACCCCAAGCAGCGCACCCAGUACCACGACGUGAUGCUGGAGACCCUGGGGCACCUGGUCUCUGUGGGCGCCGCCCCCGCCCAGGGCCCCCCGCCGCCCGCGUCUGGGCCCGGGGAGCAGUCGCUGAGCGGGUCCACUGGCGGCCAUCGGCCAGGUGGGUGACAGCCCCGCCCCGGCCCCAGCCCCCCGCCGUGUCUGCGCAGCCUCGGGCGCACUUGGGGGAGGUGACCCCGGGGCCUUCAUGGCACUCACCUCACCCGGGAGGAAACAGUUUUAACUUCGGAUUGAUGCACAUGAGAGCUGGGGUGCAGGCCAAAAGUGGGGGUGAGAGGAACUCCCCAGGGCUGAGGGUCACAGGGAG